This is a messenger RNA of Lachancea fermentati, 630 nucleotides long. NCBI's taxonomy places the organism in Eukaryota, Fungi, Ascomycota, Saccharomycetes, Saccharomycetales, Saccharomycetaceae. The record is from the annotation of a GenBank genome assembly.
AUGGUAUAUUUUUAUCAAUCUCAACCCGAUGAGCUUUCAAUUCCACAUUGGAUAGUUGUUGGGAAAGAUAAGGAGGAAAAUGAUCUGCUGAUCAAAUAUGGCUACAAGGAUCUAGGUUAUUAUUGGUUCCAUGCAGAUAGGUAUUCGAGCGCACACGUCUACCUUAAGUUACUUGAUUCAGAAAAGGACCUAGCAGACGUCCCUCGGUUAGUGAUUAACGAUUGCUUACAAUUAUGCAAAUCUAAAUCGAUCCAAGGUAACAAACUAGCCCAGUGUGCCAUAAUUGUCACACCCUGGCACAAUCUCCGGAAAAGCGGUUAUAUGAAGCCAGGUGAGGUUUCCUUUAAGUCUACUAAACGUGUGCAGCGAAUGGAAUGCCAUGCUAGGGAGAAUAAGAUUUUAAAUAGAUUGGAUAAGACGCGCAUUGAGGUCAUUGACAACGUGGAGCAAUUGCUUCAUGAGGCAAAGAAGAGCAAAGAUGGAGAAUUUCUUUCAAACUUCGUUAAAAUGAACAGAGAUCGUCUACGAGAGGACGAGCAAGAGCGAAGAAGGACGAAUAAACUCAAGAAGAAAUCCCCCCAAAAUAAAGACUCGCAACCGGAAGAAAAAGCUACUGAAAGUCCAAGUUAA